Molecule: messenger RNA, 662 nt
Organism: Porites evermanni
Lineage: Eukaryota; Metazoa; Cnidaria; Anthozoa; Scleractinia; Poritidae
Source: the annotation of a GenBank genome assembly
AUGCCUCACCUGCAACAAGGUGCUAAGGUGAUUGGAAGAAAAGCUUUACAAACGGGUGUCAAUGUUGCCCUAGAUGUUCUUGAAGGAGAUAACAUUAAGAAGGCAAUCAGCAAACAGGCUAAACAAGCCCUCGGUCUACCUGCCCAGAAUUCAUUGCAGGGACAAUCAGGAGCUGGCAAAAAAGCUAUAAAAAGGAAAGCGCAAGGCUAAAAAAAUCAGUUCACUUCCCGGCAAGAACGCAGGGACCUCUCCGCAAGCGAAGAAACCUAAAAAAGGGAACUUGACUGAAUUUUUUGACAAAGAAUAGAAUGGUCUUCGUUCAUCACGAGUCACGCGAGUGUACUAAACCAGAGCUCGACCUUUUUACUAUUCCUGCUACACAAACCUCUAUUCACAAAGGGCAAUGGAUUGAAUAUCACCCUCUCAGCAACAUCACGGACACUGGUCCUAUUGAAUUUAACGUAGCUGAAACCGGAGAAGAAUAUUCAGAUUUAGCUGGAACACAACUUCAUGUGAAAGCUAAGAUCAAGAAAGCAAACGGAACCGCGUUAGAUGCCGAUACACAAGUGGGUCCGGUAAACCUGUUUUUACAUUCUCUGUUUUCACAAGUAGACGUUUCCUUGAAUGACCGACUUAUAUCUGCAUCCACUUAUACUUACCCC